GCUGCAGUCUUUCAGUACCAGCUCACGGAGGAAAAAAGAUGCACUGAAUAAAUGAUUGAUGGCCUCGAAUCCUAUAGGGGACUCCAAACUAAUCGAUGACCCAGAAUUCUAUAUUUUUCCUCAUCUGGUGACGUAGCAUCUGCUGUCUUUCUUUAUUUUGCUUUAUUUCUGUGUACGUCACUGCUGUACCAGAAAUCCAGCCUCACUCAUGGUUGCAGGCUCUGUGGCAAUGGCAUGGAUACUGUGACUUCCCUCCCUGCCUCUCCCAGCUCUGUGUCUGAAAAUCUCUUGUAGCAACAACAGUUAUGCUUGAUCCUCUGGGAUUUUUCAUGCCUCGCACCUACAACAGGAUUCCUGCUCUGGCUGAUUGCGGACUCUAGUAUUUGUCUACGACGAUGGUGUGCAAGGUGGAAGGGAACCUAACCCACAUGUCAGUGGUCUAGGAUGGCCAGUGAAGGCUCCAGUAUCCCUAGCCCUGUGGUGCGUCAGAUUGACAAGCAGUUUCUGAUCUGCAGCAUAUGCCUUGAUCGAUACAAAAAUCCCAAAGUACUUCCCUGCCUGCACACAUUCUGUGAGAGGUGUUUGCAGAACUACAUACCGGCUCACAGCCUGACACUCUCUUGUCCAGUCUGCCGUCAGACCUCUAUUCUCCCCGAGAAAGGGGUGUCUGCGCUACAGAACAACUUCUUCAUCACUAACCUGAUGGACGUGCUGCAGAGGAGCCCAGAUAAUGGCAUUGAGGAGUCAUCCAUCCUGGAGACUGUGAAUGCUGUCGCUGCUGGAAAACCUUUGUCAUGUCCUAAUCAUGAUGGAAAUGUGAUGGAAUUUUACUGCCAGUCAUGUGAGACUGCAAUGUGCCAAGACUGUACAGGCGGGGAGCAUGCCGAGCACCCCACUGUGCCACUGAAAGAUGUGGUGGAGCAACAUAAGGCAGCCCUGCAGGUUCAGCUGGAUGCUGUCAAGAAGAGGUUACCAGAAAUAGACUCUGCACUUCAGGUUGUGUCUGAGAUCAUCAAUCAGCUGGCUACACAGAAGUCCUGCAUUGUGGAUGAAAUUCAUUCCACCUUUGAGGACUUACAGAAAACACUAAAUGUGCGCAAAAGUGUUUUACUAAUGGAACUGGAAGUGAACUAUGGCCUGAAACAUAAGGUUCUUCAGACCCAGCUGGACACAUUACUUGAAGGGCAAGACAGUAUUAAAAGCUGUAGCACGUUUACGGCACAAGCACUUAACCAUGGGACAGAAACAGAAGUCCUGCUAGUAAAGAAACAGAUGAGCGAUAAGCUCAGUGAGCUGGCAGAGCAGGAUUUCCCAUUACAUCCCCAUGAAAAUGACCAGUUGGACUUUAUUGUGGAAACUGAAGGACUGAAAAAAUCUAUUCACAAUCUGGGAACAAUAUUAACCACAAAUGCUGUGGCUUCUGAGACUGUGGCCACGGGUGAAGGGUUAAGACAGAGUGUGGUUGGCCAGCCAAUGUCUGUUACAAUUACCACAAAGGAUAAAGACGGAGAACUUUGCAAAUCUGGGAGUGCCUGUAUUUCUGCUGAGUUGUUUACACCCGAUGGUAGUGUCACAGAUGGAGAAAUACUAGACAAUAAAAACGGCACCUAUGAGUAUUUAUACACAAUCCCAAAGGAGGGUGACUUCACUCUUUCUCUGAGACUAUACGAUCAACAUAUUAAAGGAAGCCCAUUUAAACUGAAGGUAGUGAAGUCUGCAGAUGUGUCACCCACCACAGAAGGAGUAAAGAGGAGAGUGAAAUCUCCUGGCAGCGGACACGUCAAACAGAAGGCAGUGAAGAGGCCAGCAAGUAUGUACAGCACGGGGAAAAGGAAAGAAAACCCUAUAGAGGAUGAUCUGAUAUUCAGAGUUGGUACAAAGGGAAGAAAUAAGGGUGAAUUUACUAAUCUCCAAGGAGUAGCUGCUUCAACCAAUGGAAAAAUAUUGAUUGCCGACAGCAAUAACCAAUGUGUGCAGAUCUUCUCAAAUGACGGACAGUUUAAAAGCCGCUUUGGUAUUAGAGGAAGGUCACCAGGUCAGCUACAAAGACCAACCGGGGUGGCAGUGCACCCAAGUGGUGACAUCAUCAUUGCAGACUAUGACAACAAGUGGGUCAGCAUAUUCUCCUCUGAUGGCAAAUUUAAGACAAAAAUUGGAUCUGGGAAAUUGAUGGGCCCUAAGGGUGUUUCAGUUGAUCGCAAUGGGCACAUCAUUGUGGUAGACAACAAAGCAUGCUGUGUGUUCAUCUUCCAGCCCAAUGGGAAAAUAGUAACCAGGUUUGGUAGCCGAGGAAAUGGGGACAAGCAGUUUGCAGGUACACUUGAUGGACCUCACUUUGCAGCUGUAAACAGCAAUAAUGAAAUAAUUGUGACAGACUUCCAUAACCAUUCAGUUAAGGUAUUUAACCAAGAUGGUGAGUUUAUUUUGAAGUUUGGUUCAAAUGGAGAAGGCAACGGACAGUUUAAUGCUCCAACUGGAGUGGCUGUGGAUUCCAAUGGAAACAUUAUUGUAGCUGACUGGGGCAACAGCAGGAUACAAGUAUUUGAUGGGAGUGGAUCAUUUUUGUCCUACAUCAAUACCUCUGCUGACCCACUCUAUGGUCCACAGGGGCUUGCCCUGACAUCAGAUGGUCACGUUGUUGUAGCAGACUCUGGGAACCAUUGUUUUAAAGUUUACCGGUAUUUACAGUAAAGUGGAUGGCCACCGUUUUGUGGAUUUACUGCACUGGAUAUGAACCAACUAUGCUUCAUGCAAGAUGGAUGGAAAUAUCCCAACCUUUGUCAGAAUGACUAUCCCUUAUUUAAACCCCAUACAUUCAUGUUUACGUUUCAUCAAUGACUCGUGUCUGUGACAGAAGUUUCAUCGCUACACAGCGGAAAAGGAAUUUCCAGUGUAAUAUAGGACACUCUUAAUGUGUUGCAGGAAAUCUUCAAACACAGAUGUAAAAAAACACUACUCUUGUGCACUUAGGUAUUAGAACUCUUAGAGUACUAACUCACGGACAGGAUGCUUUGAGCUUCCACAUUCUAUAAUCAAUUGUUGUCAUACAUUAUUUGCCCAGCACUCAAUCUGGAAGUCUUCUAGACCCGUGUAUUCUGGUAGGUAUUGUAUUUAAAUAUAGGAAUAACAUUAAUGUAAAAUAGUAAAACAUUCACGUGUCUGCAAAGUAAACUUUCCAAACAGUUGUCACAUUUGUAAUAAUGGCUGAACUUUUCUGUACACAUUCCUUUCUCGUCUAUGUGCACUUCUAUUUAUCAUGUGGUAUAUUGAUAAAGCAUCACAAAUUAUAUGUUUCAUUUCAUGCAUUUUUCCACCUUUUUUUUUUUUUUUUGUUUUACAAAAAAAAAAUCUAAAAUAGAAGAAAAAAAUAAAUAAAAUUUGUAACAAGUGUUGAUUAUGGUUCACAGGCAUUUUCCAAGGCAUUUGUGCUUUAUUAACGGACUGUAACCCUAUAGUAAGGUUGCAUGUUUAUUUCCUACUGAGACUUCCCCCACAUACAAACAUUUGUGGUCUAUUAUUCCCAGUAAUGGACAGCAGGAUGGCAGUGUGAGGCCUUGUAUGGGAUUAAUAGCCAUAAGGAUUUUGCUCUGAGGUAAUGUUACAACUGUUGUAACAACAUGUGGGGUAAUGAUUGUAUUUGUAUAUAAAGGGUUUUUUAUUUUUCAAACCUCCUAUUUAAUAUAAUUGGUAGCAAAAAUGAUUUGAUAUGGUUAUGUUGCGGUAAUUGAAGUGCUUUAAAUAACUGGCCAAAUUUUGUGAAUCUGUUCCUCUGGACUAAAGAGCUAGUGGUAUUCAAUGAUUUUAUUUAUAUAAAAAAUAUUACCCAUGAAUACUGCCAUGGAUGUAAUGGCCCCCACUCUGUACUCUUUUUCCAUUGUAAAUCUCAGCCACUAUUAAUGCAGCAUUAGCAGCUGACUAUAUCCAUAACUGUGUACCUUCCGGUUGCAGUCAUGGUAAAUUCACAUGGGGGGGGGGCAUAAACCCCACUUGGCAUAAUGAGAGAAGAAUAAGGCAUGGGACCAUUACAGCCAGCAGUGUUCUUGACGAAUCUGGCAAAUUACACUUCCAUUGUAAAUGCAAUAUUCUUUUCCUUAUUAUCACACUAAAGUCAACUCAAAAGUGCAACAUUGGACCUGGGUGCAUUAAUGCAACUAAGCAUUUGUUUAUAGCGUUGUCUUCCUUGAGCAAUACAAGAUGUAGUCCAGAUUAGUACAUUUAGCCCUAAUUGUUUUGUGCCUUUAUUGUGCAAAUUCCAAACAAAACACAUAAGGGUAAAUGUAAUAGCCUGCACAAUGCAAGCAUGGGUGAGUCUGCCUGAUAAUUUAAAGGGGCAAUUAUUUCAAAGGCAAAACCAACCUAGUUUUGUCUUUUAAAUGAUUGGCCCUUUAAAACAUCGGGCGUACACCUCGGGAACUCACUGAUGCCUGCAUUGCCACAUGCUAUUACAUUUACCCCUUACACUUACUGUACCUAUGUUAAUUGUGCCCAGUAAAGUUGGAAUAAAUUUGACAUUGAAAGGUAAACCGCCUAACAGCAUUUAUUUAUAAUAUUUUUCCAUUUCACAAGUAUCAUAGUUACAUUUACAAAAGAACAACCAAAUGUUAUCAACUCAUUACACUGUGUCCCAAUAGCUCUGUGCAUUUUACCCCCAUUAAUACUAUCCAAGCACCAGGGUGGGGAAGGUUCAUCCAUGAUCUGCUGGUCAAGUUGAUCACUUGGUGAGUUAUCCACGCCCAAACAAAAACUUGUGCACAGACCCUAUUCUAAAGGGCCCUACACACUGGCCGACCCGCCGCCGAGCUGCCCGACGGCGGAUACGGCCGACGAGCGACCCGGCGGCGGGGGGGGGGGCAGUGACGGGGGGAGUGAAGUUUCUUCACUCCCCCCGUCACCCGGCUGCAUUGAAGUGCAGGCAAAUAUGGACGAGAUCGUCCAUAUUGGCCUGCAUGUACAGCCGACGGAGGACCAGCGAUGAACGAGCGCGGGGACGCGCAUCGUUCAUCGCUGGAGCCUCCACACUGAAAGAUAUGGACGAGUUCUCGUUCAUUUAUGAACGAGAUCGUUCAUAUCUUUCAAAAAAAUCGGCCAGUGUGUAGGGCCUAUUAGUGUUUGGAUUUUUAACUUAAGAAUCCUUACUUACUAGCACUCUGGGUUUUCAAAUACUUUUAAAGGGAGCCUGCUAAAGAGCUAAACAAUUAGUAAAUGAAUGAACAAAUUAAUUAGACAUUUAGUAAGUGUUUACAAAAGCGGAAGUGUUGCUCAUAGCAAUCAAUCAAAUUCUAUCAUUUCAAAAUCUGAUUAGUUGCUAUGGGCAAUACCUCCACUUUAUUUUAAUAACUUUACCCCAAAGAGAACAACCUGCCACAUCAUAUAGAACACUGAAUACACAAGCUAUGUUGUUGUUUUUUAAGUGCAAUUUAUUUUUACCGUUUAAAAUAAGUUUCUUAUUUUCUCCAUCAGUUGUGUUAAAAUCUUAUAAUGGAUAUAUUUUUAAUUUGUUCACUUAUCUGCUUUUGAUUGUCCUUUUACAGUAUGUAUAUUUUGACAGUCUUUUAUCCAUCAGUGGAAUGUUCAAUAUAUAAAAUUCACUAGCCUGGAAUUUAAUUUCCCUUUUUUUUCCUGUUUACUUUAUUUAAACAGUAUUAAAUAAAAAAAUGAAUGGAAGUGGAUGAUUACUUAUUAAAUAAACAGGUGUAGGGAAAUAACCCAUUUCACAGUCUCUGCUCAGGUCCAAAGGCUGUUGCAAUUACUACAGGUUCUCAGUCACAAACUGCAAUUUAUCAUUCCCUUAGUUGUAGUCUGCUGCUGUUUUAAUUUCAAUCUUUGAAUUGACCCCAUAAUAAAUAUGACCCAUGCUACUACCUAGAGUAAGAUCAACCCUUCUUUCCCCAUUUUAUGCUCAUCCUCUGUACCUCUCAUCUACAGUACAUAUUGCAUAAACUAGAAAUCACUCCAGAGGACAGAUCAGUUUACAUGCAGCAUGUGUUCCAGUGUAACUUGAGCACUGACAACGUGACACGGUUAAAUCACAGUAACAGCGCUAGCUACAGAAAUAGCACUGACAAGAAACAAAUGCAAAACAUGACUUCAUGGGAUUUGUUGAUGUCCUAUUGUAGUAUCGGUAAAAGAAAACAACAUGGAAUAUGACAUACCAUGCAAGAAGCCUUCAUGUAUGUUCACAUUGUUCUGUUUACAUCAUUCCAUAUGUUUCUUCCUUCCGUAUGGUUUCAUGAGAGAGGCACUUUCAUUGAUCUUACAGUAGCAGCCAUUUUUGUUGAGGACAUCACAACCUUUUCCCAUCCUGCAUGAUACACAGCAUUAAAUACUAGUAAUGUGGAUUGACAGACAUUUGCUAAAAGGAUGGUCAUUUAAGUUAUUUGCUAAAUUAUAUCCGUAAAGACAAUGCAACCCAAAAGUUUUCAUUUUUAGGAAUGUAAAUUACAAGUUCAGAGAUCAGUAGUGAUUUUCUGCUGAAGCUUUGUUAAAAAGUCUAAUUGCAAUUCCAAAAUAUAAUUCAACGAUACAAAUGGCUACAAACGUCAAAAUAAGAUCUAUAGUAUCAGAGCGUACUGUAGCUUAAUGGUCUCUCAGGGCACAAUACAUAAAAUAUGAGGGGAAAAUGGGAGACCACUUCUGAGACCUUACAAAGCACACUGACCCUAAUAACAGAACAACGUCAGUCCAUCAUUGGCCCACAAUCCUCCCUUAUCCUUUAUAGGAUGGUGAAUGCUAUAAUGUUUUAUAUUCAUUUUUAUUGCUAGUGUAACCAGCAGCUAUUUAAGCUUCCAGACAGAUUCCUGCUGUGGGAGCCAGUUGUCAUUUCAGUUCUCUUGUUUCAUUUUACUGUUUCAAUAUAAUGCAGCUUCCUCUUACAUGAAUAGCAUUGACAUUGUACCGUAUGUCAAUACACCUACUGUAUCUGCUGUCUGUAUUUCUGUUACCUAAAAAACUGCAAGGCAAUGACUCUUCUAUUCCAGAUUGAAGCAAAAUAGAGAAACCACGUUCUCCUCAUGAGAUAUUUAAGUAUGCCCCAUUUCACUAAAGGUAUACACAGAUAUAACACUUCAAAUGUAAAUUACUGGUUAAUAAUAUAGUCAAAUAAACGGUGCAUACUGUUGUCUACAAUUUAGAAUAAAGCAAAUAAAAGGAUAGACAAUACUGUGCUUAUGUCAGCAGUCGCAUAUUGAGCUGAUGUCUGAGUACUGGCUGUACUGUGCUGUGUAUACGGUCACUUGUGCAGGGCAGUACUGCAGGUGUGAGGACAGGGACGAUGGCAGUCGGGGGAGUAAGGCAGGCCAGGGGACGCAAAAUAGAUGUCCGGCAGUUGACUUUAUGUGGUCUGUGUCUGAGAUAUGCACAAACUUCACUCCAUUUUGGUAGGAAGCCAAUCUAUUUGUGAACACUGAUAUAUUUUAUAUGCUAAAAGUUUUUAUGUUUGUAAGUGUAACAUUAAAGUGUAUUACAUCCUAGAAAAAAUAAAAAUUAAGUAAAAAAUAGGUAUCACACUAUAUGCCUUUCUAUAUUAUCCUGAGGAAUCCUAGAAACUACUGAAAUUCAGAUGGAGAUUUUAAAUGUGCAAAAAUACGAGGUUCUGUUCUGUAAGGACAAUAUACAUAGGACAUGCUAUACACUAUGGGGCUUAUGUAAUAGCCUGCUACUGUAGCUGCAUGCUCUGCAGGGAGGCUGUCCUUUUUUAAAGUGGCAAUCAUUGGGAAGGCAAAAUAAGGUUGGUAUUUGCGCAGAUCGUGCAGUUGGCAGACUAUUACAUAAGCCCUGUUUUUUAAAAGGUGCACAAUUUGUUUUAAUUACUAUGUGCUGCUUGCAAUCUACUUUUCGCGAGGUAGAGUUUUUUUAUUCUAUUUUAUAUGAGUGCUUACCACAACUAUAGGAGAUAUCAUAAGGGGUAAAUGUAGUAAGGUGGGAGGUUUUUUUUUUUUUUUUAGAACUGGUGAUGUUGCCCGUAGCAACCAAUCAUAUUCUACUUAUCAUUAAUCAAGCUGCUUCUAGAAGAUAAUAGAAUCUGAUUGGUUGCUAUGGGCAACAUCACCAGUUCUAAAACAAAACUCCUGCCUUAGUAAAUUUACCCCUAAGUCCCCAGAUGUUAUUAUCCUAUGAUUGUUCUUUUUAUGUGACCACGUUCGUUGGAGAAAAUGUAGAAAAUGUUGGCUCAUCCAUUUAUUUACCUUGCUACACAUUGUAGACAACAGUGUGCACUGUACUUUUGACUGUAUUACUAACUAGUCAUUUACAUUUCAUUCUGGUACAUUGGUAUAUACCAUCUAAUCAAUACUCACAGCCUGUUAUAGAUCGCCAGAGACAUUUAGCAUCAGUUAUAGCAUUUAGGGGUAUAUGCAAUUGCGGUCGAAUUCCGGCUGGAAUUCGACCGUUUUUGGAUUCAACACAAUUUGACAGGCGAAACCCUCCCACCGGGACCCGAAUUCGACAUAUUCAAUAAAUAACGGAUUCGACAGUCCCGCUGUCAAAAAACGGACCAAUUGAUGAAUAGUGGGCGGCCUGGAUUCGACUUCAUGGACGGCACAAAAGUGUUCAAAAAAUCCUGAAAAAAAAAAUGCGUGGGGUCCCCCCUCCUAAGCAUAACCAGCCUCGGGCUCUUUGAGCCGGUCCUGUUUGUAAAAAUACGGGGGGGAAAAUGACAGGGGUUCCCCUGUAUUUUAACAACCAGCACCAGGCUCUGCGCUCGGGUCCUGGUGCCAAAAAUACGGGGGACAAAAGACGUAGGGGUCCCCCGUAUUUUUAACACCAGCACCGGGCUCCACUAGCCAGAGAGAUAAUGCCACAGCCGGGGGACACUUUUAUAUUGGUCCCUGCAGCCGUGGCAUUAAAUCCCCAACUAGUCACCCCUGGCCGGGGUACCCUGGGGGAGUGGGGACCCCUUAAAUCAAGAGGCCCCCCCCCUCCAGCCACCCAAGGGCCAGGGGUGAAGCCCGAGGCUGUCCCCCCCCCCCCCCCCCCCCCAUCCAAGGGCGGCGGAUGGGGGGCUGAUAGCCUUUUGUGACAAAAAAAGAAUAUUUAUUGUAGCAGAACUACAAGUCCCAGCAAGCCUCCCCCGCAAGCUGGUACUUGGAGAACCACAAGUACCAGUAUGCGGGGGGGGGGGGGGCGCUGGUACCUGUAGUUCUACUACAAAAAAAUACCCAAAUAUAAACAAUACACACACACCGUGAUAGUACAACUUUAUUACAUACAUGCACACCAGCAUACACACAUACUUACCUAUGUUGACACGAAGAGUCGGUCCCCUUCUCCACGUAGAAUCCACGGGGUACCUGUAAAUAAAAUGAUACUCACAACAAUCCAGUGUAGAUCGGUCCUCUUCUUUGUUUGUAAUCCACGUACUUGGCAAAAUAAAAACAACAAAACACGAUCCACGCACUGAAAGGGGUCCCAUGUUUACAUGUCGAAUUGAAAAAAUUUCGAAAAUGAAACGGCAGGUUUCUUGUCAAAGUACUGUAUUGAAUUGUUGAAUCAAAAGUGUCGAAAAUGACCCAUUUUCGGCAAUUUGACCGCAAUUGCAUAUACCCCUUAGUUUCACUUUAUUUUGGGCUCAUGAGACAAAUGAAUCAGAGAUGCAAGUAGUAAACACUACACAAUGUGUGCAGCCCUGGUGGAUUUGUGUGUGUCUUGCUCUAAAUUGUGAAGGAUAUUGCAUAUAUUGUGGUGAGCAUAUAUGUAUGUGUUCCUGCAUUUCUUAUGAUCCCAUGAAAUGACACAAACCUGCAUAAAAACCAUGAUAAUAUUGUACCAUUCCAUAAAACAAGUGCUCCAUCAUUACUGGAAUCCCUGUAUGAAUUGAUCAUAACACAACAUGUCAAUAAAUAGCUGGAUUGUA
This is a messenger RNA of Pseudophryne corroboree (corroboree frog), 9850 nucleotides long. It is a transcript of the gene TRIM2, whose product is annotated as tripartite motif containing 2. Gene Ontology annotation, biological process: negative regulation of translation; proteasome-mediated ubiquitin-dependent protein catabolic process; protein polyubiquitination. The record is from RefSeq and is a predicted model, not a curated record. The transcript is spliced from 12 exons. Gene Ontology annotation, molecular function: ubiquitin protein ligase activity; zinc ion binding; translation repressor activity. Bases 445 to 2691 code for a protein of 748 amino acids. Lineage: Eukaryota; Metazoa; Chordata; Amphibia; Anura; Myobatrachidae.